Messenger RNA from Acanthoscelides obtectus, 275 nucleotides. Lineage: Eukaryota; Metazoa; Arthropoda; Insecta; Coleoptera; Chrysomelidae. The record is from the annotation of a GenBank genome assembly.
AUUGAUGUUAAUUUGAGCGUCGCGUCGGCCGGUCUUAUUUUUGACGAUUUUUGAAUUAAAUUUGUACUAUAAUAGUGGCUCUUAUAAUCGAUACUUUAGGUGAAAAGUGAUCAAACCUGUUUGCUUUAAACUCUGAAGAUUCGUUUGACCUAUGAUGCCGUUUUCCAGAAAGGUCCACCCUGGGAGACAAUAAGAAAACUGUGUCACUAACAAACAAGCCAGUUUUAAAGCAUUUUUUUUUGCCUUAAUGUACCUAGCAUUAGAGCUCUAAGAGA